Melitaea cinxia (Glanville fritillary) is the source of this 2942-nucleotide messenger RNA. RefSeq names its product pre-mRNA-splicing factor ATP-dependent RNA helicase DHX16 (gene l(2)37Cb). Gene Ontology annotation, cellular component: intracellular anatomical structure; catalytic step 2 spliceosome. NCBI's taxonomy places the organism in Eukaryota, Metazoa, Arthropoda, Insecta, Lepidoptera, Nymphalidae. The record is from RefSeq and is a predicted model, not a curated record. Bases 251 to 2911 code for a protein of 886 amino acids. Gene Ontology annotation, molecular function: RNA binding; ATP binding. The transcript has 5 exons.
ACUAACGUCAAAUCAAAUUAAUGUCAUAUAUGAAAGGCAAUGUCAAAAGUAUUGUUAUUAAAUUGAAUUGUCGAUUUUGAUACUUUAAAAAGUUUAAAAAUCUUAUUAAAUAUACCUUUCAAAUAUUACCUUUUCAAUUAUUAUAAACGAAACAAUGCUCAAUAAUAUUAGUUGAUUAUUGACUAUCACGCAAUUAACGAUUUCACAAGAAAUAUCUACUAUUUCUCCGAUAAGUAUAUAAAUAAAUAAAAUGGAUAAACGAGGUAAAAGACAUUAUUCAUCAUCAGAUUCUGAUAGUGCUGAAGAAAAUCGAAGAAAGGAUUUAAAAGAAAGAGAUGAAUUUGCAACAAGACUCAGAAAACGAGACGAAGAAAAAGUUAAAAAACUUGCCGAAAGCACAAGCAAAAGAUCAUACGAAGAAGCUGCAAAACGUUUAAAAUUGGAAGCAGAAGACCGAGACAAAAUAUUGCCAAAACUCCGCAUUCAAUCUAGGCGAAAGUAUUUACAAAAGAGGAAAGAUGAUAAGGUUAUUGAAUUGGAAGAUGAUAUAGCUGAUGAUGAGUAUCUAUUUGACGAAAGCAUAUUAACAGAAAAAGAAAAAAAAGACCGGGAGCAUAAGAAAACAAUAUUGCAAUUGGCCAAAGAACAUGAAAAGGCACGAGAGUUGGAAAAUGUACAAAGAUAUCACAUGCCUCAAGAUCUGGGAAAGGGUGAAAAGGGUGAAUAUAUAGAAGUUGAUGAAAAUGAGAAACUCCCACAUUCUGAACAAAGAAAAUGGGAACAGGAGCAAAUAAAAUCUGCCUUUUUUAAGUUUGGUGCCAAGGAUGCAAAAGCUCAAGAUGAAUAUGAAUUGUUACUGGAUGAGCAGAUUGACUUUAUUCAAGCUUUGCAAUUGGAAGGAAAUAAAAAAAAAGAGGAAGAAGAAAAAAUAUCAGAAUAUCAAAAGGCACGGCUAACAAUAGAAGAAACAAAGAAGUCAUUACCUGUUUUCCCUUUUAGAGACUCUUUAAUUGAGGCAAUAAAAAACUAUCAGAUUUUGAUAGUGGAGGGUGAAACUGGUUCUGGAAAAACUACACAGAUUCCUCAGUACCUUAAUGAAGCAGGAUUCACUAAAGAUGGUAAAAAAAUUGGUUGUACCCAACCAAGAAGAGUAGCUGCAAUGUCUGUAGCAGCAAGGGUGGCGCAAGAAAUGAAUGUUAAAUUAGGAAAUGAAGUUGGUUACAGUAUUCGUUUUGAAGACUGUACAUCUGAGAGAACUGUGAUCAAAUAUAUGACAGAUGGAACAUUACACAGGGAGUUUUUAUCUGAACCUGAUUUAGCAUCAUACAGUGUAAUGAUUAUUGAUGAAGCUCAUGAGAGAACAUUACAUACAGAUAUUUUAUUUGGCCUUGUGAAAGAUAUAACAAGAUUUAGACCAGAUUUAAAGUUACUCAUAUCUAGUGCUACAUUAGAUGCUGAGAAGUUUUCUACAUUUUUUGACGAUGCUCCAAUAUUUAGAAUACCUGGCAGAAGAUUUCCUGUAGACAUAUAUUAUACAAAAGCACCAGAAGCUGAUUAUAUCGAUGCAUGUGUGGUCACAGUAUUGCAAAUUCAUGCCACUCAACCACUUGGAGAUGUAUUAGUCUUCCUGACAGGUCAAGAAGAGAUUGAAACUUGUGUUGAAAUGUUACAAGAAAGGACAAAAAGAAUUGGGAAGAAAUUGAAAGAACUUGUUAUUUUACCAGUUUAUGCAAACCUGCCAAGUGACAUGCAAGCAAAAAUUUUUGAACCCACUCCUGAAGGCGCAAGAAAAGUUGUACUUGCCACUAAUAUUGCUGAAACAUCAGUAACAAUUGAUAAUAUAAUCUAUGUCAUAGAUCCCGGGUUUGCAAAGCAAAAUAAUUUUAACUCUAAAACUGGUAUGGAAAGUCUAAUGGUGGUACCAAUAUCUAAAGCAUCAGCAAAUCAAAGAGCAGGUAGAGCAGGAAGAGUAGCUCCUGGAAAAUGUUUUAGACUCUAUACGGCGUGGGCGUAUAAAUACGAACUUGAGGACAAUACUGUACCUGAAAUUCAAAGGAUUAAUUUGGGAAAUGCAGUACUCACAUUAAAAGCUUUAGGUAUAAAUGAUCUUAUACAUUUUGAUUUUCUCGAUCCUCCUCCACAUGAGACACUAGUAUUAGCUUUAGAACAGUUAUAUGCGCUUGGUGCUCUCAAUCAUCAUGGAGAAUUAACAAAAGCUGGAAGACGUAUGGCAGAAUUUCCUACUGAUCCUAUGCUUGCUAAAAUGUUAUUAGCUAGUGAAAAGUACAAAUGUUCCGAAGAAAUUGUCACAAUAGCUGCCAUGCUGUCUGUAAAUAGUUCAGUAUUUUAUAGGCCAAAAGAUAAAAUAAUACAUGCAGAUACUGCAAGAAAAAACUUUUUUCACCGGCAUGGUGAUCACUUAACUUUGAUGAAUGUUUACAAUCAGUGGGUUGAUUCAGACUAUUCAGUCCAAUGGUGUUAUGAAAAUUUUAUUCAAUAUAGAUCCAUGAAGCGAGCUCGGGAUGUGCGUGAGCAAUUAGUGGGACUUAUGGAGAGAGUUGAAAUAGAAAUGGUUUCAAGCUUAGCAGAGGAUACUAACAUUCGAAAAGCCAUCACUGCUGGCUACUUUUAUCACAUUGCUAAAUUUUCUAAAGGAGGUCACUACAAAACUGUAAAACAUAACCAAACUGUUAUGAUUCAUCCAAAUAGUGCUUUAUUUGAAGAACUACCAAGAUGGGUAAUAUACCAUGAAUUAGUUUUUACCUCAAAAGAAUUUAUGCGACAAGUUACAGAGAUAGAGAGCAAAUGGCUGUUAGAAGUGGCCCCACAUUAUUACAAGGCUAAAGAGCUAGAAGACUCAAGUAAUAAAAAAAUGCCUAAAACUGUUGGUAAAUCAGCUCUUAGUACAUAAAAACUUCUAAAAAAUACAAAAUAAUAUCAAA